Messenger RNA from Triticum urartu, 356 nucleotides. Lineage: Eukaryota; Viridiplantae; Streptophyta; Magnoliopsida; Poales; Poaceae. The record is from RefSeq and is a predicted model, not a curated record.
UUCGGCACUUGUUUUUCCGGCGAGCGUGCUCUGGGGCGUGUGGAGGAAGGGGAAGGGGAAAGAGUAUGGCGGGGAAGGGGAAGGCGGAGGAGGUGUACGUGGCGUCGAUCGACCAGGGCACCACCAGCACCAGGUUCAUCAUCUACGACUGCCACGCCAGCCCCGUCGCCUCCCACCACCUCGAGUUCAAGCAGCACUACCCGGAGGCCGGGGUGAUUAGGUUGGGGGGCUGGUGUCGGACGGAUGGACCAACGACACCCACAACAUGUACAUCAGCUCCAUGGAGGCGUCCUUCAUGCAGCAGCUUCGUGGCCAGCAGCACCACCACCACCACGCUACUCCCGACAGGAGCAUGA